AUGGUCCUUCUAUGCUAUUCCAUCGUUAAUCUCGAAGGCGUCACGGUAAAAUUCAGAAACAUCUUUUCAAGAGCUGCCGCUAUGGCGCUUGCAGGACUGUCCGGCACGCUCGGAAACGUUUGUUUAAUCAACCCUUCGCAGAUGGCCAUAAACAAGCCUAAGAACAUUGACGACGACGAUCUUAUAGAAGACAAGGAGAUCAUUACAAGACCGAUGGACCAGCCAACUUGUAUGUCUUUUGCACUCCAGCGCAUCCGCCCUGCCGAGGUUUUCCGGGCAUGGCUUGAACAAACGCAGUUUGCAGGGUUAAGUCCAGAGGCCAUCGGUUAUCAGCAGGUACAAGAGCUCGACACCCAGCUUGUUCGCUUUUGGGAUGACACUCCCGCGUUCUUACGACUUGACCAUGUCUCGGGAGGCAUGAAGGAUGAUAAAGCGAGAAUGAGAAUCCAGCGGUACGUGCUGCAAGUUUUCGUUCAUGGUCAAAGAUGCAGGAUCCACCUCCCGUUUCUCGCCCGCGGCGCCUCAUACGCGGCAUCUCGAAUAGCUUGCGUCGAGUCUGCCCGGUUUAUUAUCCGCUUAGAGGAACAGCUGCAGCAAAGAGAAGUUGAGUUUGAUUCAUCACGAUUAAGACUGUCCAUUAUUCUUCACCAUAUUUACUUGGCAUUCGUCGUCCUCCUCUUCGACUUUUGCCUAGAUGCCCCGGGAUCGAUACAUUUGAACAACUGUCCCGAGCUGGCCGCAGGGUGGAAGAUUUUGGAUGAAGCCGAAGCACAGCUACAACAGGCAGAGGUCCUCAUUGAGCCUCUUCGUGACGUCAUGAGGAGAUAUCGUGUGCUACCGUUCGACGAUGGAAUGUUCAGCCCUCAAUCGACAGAUGGCAUCUUUCAUGGAAUCGCAGUCAACUCCAUAUCAUCCGCAGAGCUGGACGGCAUGGUCACAAAUGAAGACGUAGGACAUAUGAACCCCCACAUCACCAUCAGCCCCUCUACCCUCAACGUCGUCGCCGACCAGGUCUCCUUCCACAUUACCGUCAAGACCUUACGAGUUCCCCAAGUUGGAGAGUACAGGACCAUCGACUUCCCGUGCGGUGCCACCGGGGCGACGAUCGGCGACGCGACCAAGCCUUCCUAG
This is a messenger RNA of Colletotrichum costaricense, 1131 nucleotides long. RefSeq lists its product as uncharacterized. The record is from RefSeq and is a predicted model, not a curated record. The transcript is spliced from 4 exons. Bases 1 to 1131 code for a protein of 376 amino acids. Lineage: Eukaryota; Fungi; Ascomycota; Sordariomycetes; Glomerellales; Glomerellaceae.